Molecule: messenger RNA, 3195 nt
Organism: Rhagoletis zephyria (snowberry fruit fly)
Lineage: Eukaryota; Metazoa; Arthropoda; Insecta; Diptera; Tephritidae
Source: RefSeq, a predicted model, not a curated record
AUGGAUAUCUCAAGCUUAGCUAGAAUCUUUCAGGCCACCAUUGAUCAACACCAGCAUGAGCAGGCGGAAAAACAGCUGGAUCAGGUGCACAAGAUUAUCAACUUCCUGCCAACUGUUCUCCAGAUUGUGAUGGAGAACAGCAUAGAGCUGCCCGUGCGCCAAGCUGCUGCCAUUUACUUUAAAAAUGAAGUGGUCAGCUUCUGGCACGAUAAGGAGGCAAAGAAGGGCCAGCCUCAGGUGACCUACUCAAUCCACGAGCAGGACAGAGAGGUGAUUCGAAACGCCAUCGUCGAUGCCGUCGUUGCCGCACCUGAUGCCAUCCGAACUAGCUUGUGCGUGGCACUAAACUACAUCAUCAAGUACGACUUUCCCGAGAAGUGGAGCGGUGUUGUCGACAAAAUUGUGAUUUACCUGCAAACGCCUGAGCCCCAGAAGUGGAUGGGCGCCCUCCUGGCACUGCUGCAGUUGACCAAAAAUUACGAAUACAAGAACAAUGCUGACAAAGGGCCACUGCUGGAAGCCAUGAAGCUCAUUGGGCCCAUCAUCUACGAUCUGAUGGUGCGGCUUCUUCCUGACAAUUCAGAGCACUCUGCUUCUCUACAGAAAGUCAUCCUUAAGACUAUCUUCAUCUUGACCCAGUACUCUCUUCCACUGACACUCUUCACAGAGGAGUUUUUUAGUCAGUGGAUGCAGGUGUUUCGGCAAGUUCUGGAGCGGCCAGUUCCAGCAGAGGUGAGCAAGGUCGAGAAGGACGAGCGCUAUGAGUUGUCUUGGUACAAGGCAAAGAAGUGGACCCUUCACAUUUUGGUUCGCGUUUUCGAUCGCUACGGCUUGCCUAAGGUUUCUCAUAAGGAGUACAAGUCUUUCUCAGCUUGGUACUUGAAAACCUUCUCUAAAGGUGUCAUCGAAAUCAUCCUCGCAAUGCUGGGCCAGUACAGCGCUGGCGAAUACUUGCCGCCAAGAGUGGUUCAGCAGUGUAUCAACUAUUUAAAUACUUCAGUUGAACAUGCUGAAACAUGGAAAUAUAUCAAGCCGCACAUUGCAGUGCUCAUGGAGAAGGUCAUCUUCCCACUAAUGUGCUACACUGACGAUGAUGACGAGCUGUGGAACAUGGAUCCUCAGGAGUACAUUAGGAGAAAGUUUGACUUUUACGAGGACUUCAUUUCGCCGGUCAGCGCCGCACAAACCUUUCUCAACACUUGCUGUAAGAAGCGCAAAGACAUGCUGAAGGAUACGGUUGCCUUCUCAGUGCAAGUCCUCAGCUCGCCGACGAGUGAUGCUCGCCAGAAGGAUGGCGCCCUGCAUAUGCUGGGAGACGUGUCUGACCUGUUGCUCAAGAAGAAGACUUACCUCCAGCAGAUCAAUGACAUGCUGAUGCACUUUGUUUUCCCCUUCUUUGUCAGUGAGGCUCCCUUUUUGCGAGCUCGUGCCGCCUGGGUUCUGCACUACUUUGAAGAUCAUGACUUUGAAAACGAUGCCAUUCUCAAUCAGGUGGUCACCUGCUUGCAGAACGCACUUCUCACUGACACCGAGCUUCCAGUGAAAGUGCAGGCGGCCAUCUCACUGCACAUUUUCAUUGCAAGCCAAGAAAAAGUUAAAGUUGCCUGUGAGUCUCGUCUCAAUGAAAUUGUUAUUCAGUACCUGAACAUCGUCAAGGAAUCGCAGAACGACGAUGUCACCAAUGCUCUGCAGAAGGUCAUCUACGCUUACGGCUACAAAGUGGUUCCAAUUUCAUCUCAAAUAAUUGAGCACCUGGUGAAUACACUAAAUGACAUUCUGCAAGGUAAUGAUGACAGCGAGGACAAGACCAUCACGGCAAUGGGCGUUCUCAGCACCAUUGACACUGUCCUCAUGAUGAUCGAGACCAAGGAGGUUCUGGAACAAGUAGAGCCCAUUGCGCUUAAAGCAGUCUUUUUGGUGUUUAACCAAAACCUGGUCGACCUGUACGAGGAGAGCUUCAACAUAAUUGCCUCCCUCACCGACAAGUUCAUCUCGAAUGACAUGUGGAAGCUGUACGAGUUUAUGUACCAGAUCAUGAUCAAGGACACUGGAGUGGAGUACUUUACCGACAUGAUGUCGGCUCUGCACAACUUUAUCAUCGUCGAUCCAGAGGCAUUCAUCUCAAAUCCGCAACGAGUGGCAGCUUUCUUUGAGAUGUGCAAGUUUGUCCUCAACGCUGACGUCAUUGAAGACGUCCACGGAAACGUGGUGAAAAUGAUUGAGUGCUUUGUGAUUCAGUUUGGCCAGAAAGUUGAGAGCGUCAUUCCCAUGUUUGUGGAAAUUGUCCUCGCUCGGUUCAUGAAAGAGCUCAAAACCGAAGAGCUGCACACCAUGUGCAUGCAAGUGAUGAUUUACGUUUUCUACUUCAAUCACGACCUGCUCUUUCAGAUUCUGGAGAAGCUGCAGCCUGCUUACCCAAACAAGCCGCUGAUCAACUACUUCUUUGAGCAGUGGCUCACCAACAUCGACUCUUUCCACGGACUUCACGAUCGCAAAGUGUGCAUUCUCGGCAUCGCCAAGCUGCUCCAGCUGGAGGCAAGCAAGAGGCCUCUGAUCGUGAAUGACUUUGCCUCUAAAAUUCUGCCUGAAACGCUCAAACUUUUUGAAAAUCUGAAGGAGUCAUACAAGGCCAAAGCAAACGCCGAUGCCGAUACCGUGGACGAAGACACUGACGUUGAAACGGAUGAUGACGACGAAGACGCUGCUGACGGAGAGGACAAUGCUGUCGUCGGAGCUGCCGGAGACAAAGGUAAUGGGUUGGAGAAGGUCGUUGGUCAACUGCAGCGCAACUUACCCUUUAAUGUCAAUGUCACAGAGAUGGAUGAUGAUGACUUUGAAGAUGACGACGACGACAGCGAGAGUGACAUUGAAGACGACGACAAUGAAUUGACGCCACUUGAAAGUUUUGACACUGCCAUUGACAAGGACGACUCGCCCGAGGACGAGUACAUUAUCUUCUGCAAGACGGUAGAGCUGCUGAGAACCCAGGCAGAGCAGACCUGGUACCAGGCUCUCUUUGGCAACAUUGAACCCAAGCUAAUGACUACCUUGGAGGAGGUUUUUGUCCUGGCUCAGCGCCGCCAGGAUGCGGCUGAAUCUCGUAAAAUUGAACAAGGUGGCGGAUACGUGUUUGCCAACCAGACGAUUCCAACCACUUUCAACUUUGGCGGCAACUUCUCGCAGAUUUCCCAGUGA